ACUCAUGCAUGUUCCUCUCACUGAUCACUUGCAAUGAAAUGAACAACCAAGAUCACCCCAUUCACCACCAUGCAUUGCCCUCAUAGCUAGCUGUGACUACAAAUCCACAAAGAUAUAGACAGAGAGAGAGAGAGCACAAAAGAUUCUAUUUUUGGCACACACAACUUAUGGCAUCCAUUGCCACCUUCUUCAACAAGUUCCUCUAUCUUCUCAUCCUUCUUGUCCACCUUGGCUGCUUCAUCUUCACCACCACCACCUCCACUGCCGCCGGAAAACAAGACAACCGCCACGCGCCGCAGUCAAAGAAACGAAAAAUCUCACCUUUAUCCCAACCCUCUUCUCCUUCCCACCCCAAAUUCAAAACCCACAAAGCACUUUCAUCUUCUUGGCAUUUCAUCAAACACCUCUUUUCCACCAAGUCCUGUAAAACCACCACCGCCACCGCCCAAUCAUCCCCACAAUCCACCGCCAACACCACCGUCUCCGCCGCCGCCGCCGCGAAUUCCUUAACCACCGCAAGAACCUCCCACCAAUCGCUCAUUUCUCUAACACAACCCGACCUGUUUUCUCCGGAUCUUCAACGCAAAAAACCAACUGGGCCGUGCCCCGAAUCCGAUAUCUCCGCCGACAACAACCUCUUCUUCCCUCUCCGCAACGACAUCUUCCCCUGCACCGCGUGCGGCGAGAUCUUUCAGAAACCCCAGUUCCUCGAACAACACCAAUCCACAAAACACGCCGUUUCGGAGCUAACCGGAUCGGACCCGGGUCACAACAUUGUCCAAAUCAUAUUCAAGUCGGGUUGGCCCGAAACCAAGGAGUUUCCGCGCGUAACACGAAUCCUAAAGAUCCACAACAGCCCCAAGAUCCUCUCCAAGUUCGAGGAAUACCGCGAGAGCGUGAAAUCCAAGGCCACGCGCCAUGGCACCCUCACGCGCCGCCGUGACGAGCGGUGCAUCGCCGACGGCAACGAGCUCAUGCGUUUCCACUGUGCCACGUUCUUAUGCGAAUUGGGACAAAAUGGGGAUUCUUCGAUUUGUUCACAGCAAUUUUGUAAUAUUUGUGGUAUCAUAAAAUCAGGGUUUUCUCCUAAGCUUGAUGGAAUUUCCACGCUGUCCACCAGCUGGCGUGCACAUGUGUCAAUUCCUGAUGACGUGGAGCGUGAGUUUCGCUUCAUGAACGUGAAGCGGGCCAUGCUAGUGUGUCGGGUAAUUGCGGGUCGGGUUGGAUCCGAUUCUGAUGACGUGGAAAAGGAGGAUGGGGGUUUUGAUUCGGUGAUGGCGCGUGGAGAGAGUGGAGUUUACACACGCCUUGAUGAGGAGGAGCUGUUGGUGUUUAAUCCUAGGGCUGUGCUUCCUUGCUUUGUCAUUGUGUAUAGUGUGUGA
Abrus precatorius (Indian licorice) is the source of this 1382-nucleotide messenger RNA. RefSeq lists its product as uncharacterized. The record is from RefSeq and is a predicted model, not a curated record. Bases 168 to 1382 code for a protein of 404 amino acids. The transcript has a single exon. NCBI's taxonomy places the organism in Eukaryota, Viridiplantae, Streptophyta, Magnoliopsida, Fabales, Fabaceae.